Molecule: messenger RNA, 2031 nt
Organism: Brachypodium distachyon (stiff brome)
Lineage: Eukaryota; Viridiplantae; Streptophyta; Magnoliopsida; Poales; Poaceae
Product: basic proline-rich protein-like
Exons: 1
Coding region: 304-1476 (390 amino acids)
Source: RefSeq, a predicted model, not a curated record
UCAGACCAUACCGUCGCCCACGGCUACGAAUUUUGGAUUAGCAUAGAGUAUAUAUAACACUGCAAUACAAUACGAUAUCUAUAAUAUAUUUUUGGUAUAAAUACAUCCUUACAAAGAACCGUGCAUCUCGACCCAACUCAACAGAAUUAUCAUUAUUGUUCCCUUAAUUUAAUGAAGUAGGCCACCAAGAUUGAGUUUUGCCAGCCUCUGGUCGCGACACCAGUAGUACGGAUACGAUGGAUUUGAAUUUUGAUCUCUCACAGCCGAUAUAUAUGAUGCCAUAGCCCCUAUUGCCCGUCACCGAUGCUACCACCGGCGCCUCCGCCUCCGCCUCCGCCUCCGCCGAACCCAGCGCCACCGCCGGCGCCUGCACCACCGCCAAAGCCCGCGCCUCCACCAUGGCCGGCACCGAAGCCUCCUCCUGCUCCGCCGCCCGAGCCUCCUCCGAAGCCACCCCCGACGCCACCCCCUGCGCCGCCACCGCCGCCUACCCCGCCACCGAAGCCUCCACCUUUGCCGCCACCGAAUCCACCACCGGCUCCGGCUCCUCCGCCCCCACCAGCUCCACCGCCUAGUCCGCCGCCUCCGCCGGCACCACCUCCCGCACCGCCACCAAACCCACCACCAGUUCCAGCACCUCCACCUGCGCCGCCUCCGAGGCCACCACCCGAACCGGCGCCGCCACCGAGCCCACCUCCUGAACCGGCGCCUCCUCCGAGGCCCCCUCCUGAACCAGCACCACCGCCAAGCCCGCCACCUGAACCAGCCCCGCCACCGGAACCUGCACCUCCUCCAAGACCACCACCGGAGCCGCCUCCCGCGCCACCACCGAGACCUCCUCCUCCACCCGCACCGCCUCCAAGCCCACCGCCGGCACCACCUCCUGCGCCUCCACCAAGCCCACCACCUUUCCCAAUGCCUCCUCCGAGUCCACCGCCAUGGCCAACACCUCCACCAAGCCCACCACCUUUCCCAAUGCCUCCUCCGAGUCCACCGCCAUGGCCAACACCUCCACCGAGCCCACCACCCUUCCCAAUCCCUCCUCCAAGUCCACCGCCAUGGCCGAUUCCUCCACCAAGCCCACCACCCUUCCCAAUCCCUCCACCAAGUCCGCCGCCACCACCAGCACCACCUCCACCCCCUAGUCCACCACCACCACCCAAGCCCCCACCUUUCCCGCCACCAAACCCAAUCCCGGCACCUCCACCAUGGCCAAUCCCUCCAAGCCCACCCCCAGCACCACCACCACCUCCGCCCAAACCUCCACCUUUCCCCCCUCCAAACCCAAUUCCAACCCCACCACCAUGUCCGAUCCCGCCGCCGAACCCGCCUCCGCCCAAGCCGUCCUUCUCCAGCCGACGCGCCUCAAUGGUGACCCCGAGCAAAGCUAGCACCACCACCGCAACCGCGGACAGCCACGCGCGCCUCCCCAUUAUUGCUCUAACUGGUUGGCUACACUGGAAUCAAGCUCAGUAGGGAAGUGAAUCAAGUGAUGCUGGUCGUACUGAGGGACGCAGAGAGCUUUAUAGCGAAGCUCAGAUCGAAGCUGGGUACUCUGGUGCUGUGCAGUGCAGCUAGGAGUGGAGUAAAUGCACGCAGUUGGUUGGGACGCUGGCUGAGCUAGCUUGCGAUCGGCCGGCGACGGCAGGCCGACAGCGUCGCAUGGCAGGGCAGUGGGUGACAGAGGGGAUUUCGCCGGUGGAUUUUUGACGAUGGGAGUACUUGGAGCGAUGGCGACGUAUCUGGCCGGAGAAUGUGCGUGCGUGGCGUGGAUUAUUGGCCGUGCCGGUGGGCGCAGGCAUUUAUGUCAUCCCACGCGCUUCCUCAUCUUCUUCCCUCUGCCCAACCAACGGCGCUGUGUAUCUGCUUUGCAUGUUACUCCAUGUAAUACAGCAGUCAACGUUAUGCAUAUCUAGAUGUGCUAGCUAGUGGACACCGUGUGGAUGCAUGCAUCUGCAUGUUACAUUUGCAGCAUGCAAGAGCUUCAAAGUUUGAAUUAAUCCUAAUUAAUUAAAGCCUUAUAAAAUGAAA